AUGUUCGCCCAGCGGGCCGCCGCCAUCUGCGUCAAGCUCGACCGCGACGACGACACCUCCGGCGCGGGGGCGGGCUGGUGCAAGCGGCGGCGCCUCUGGACCGCGGCGGACUACGAGCCGACGCGCGCGCUCGGCGAGGGCGGCUUCGGCGCCGUCGUCGAGGCGCGGCACCACGCCACGGGCCAGGCCGUCGCCGUGAAGGCGCUCCGCGCGCCGGCGCCAGGCGGGGCCGGGGCGGCCAAGGCUCGCGCGGACGCCACCGACGAGGCGCUGCGCGAGGCCGAGUUCCUCGUGGCCUGCCGCGGCCACCCGUCCCUCGUCGACCUCCACGCGCUCGCCAUCAACCGCGGCACGAGGGAGGUCGCGCUCGUCAUGGAGUGCGUCGGGCCCAACCUCCACGACGUCCUCAACGACGGCCGGCACCGCGCCGGCCGGCCGUUCCCGGAGUCGGACGUGCGGCGGCGCAUCAUGCGGCAGCUCCUGGGCGGGGCCGAGCACAUGCACGCGCGCCGGAUCAUGCACCGCGACAUCAAGCCCGGGAACAUCCUUGUCGCCGCCACCAGCGCCGCCAGUGGCGAGCCCAUCUCCGUCAAGAUAUGCGACCUCGGGCUCGCCGCCGCGAUCACAAAACCGCCGUCGUACGAACGGGCCGGCACGCGCCGGUACAUGGCACCCGAGAUGCUCCUGGGCAAGACAGACUACGAUGCCACGGUGGACAUGUGGUCGCUUGGCUGCGUCAUGGCGGAGCUCCUCACCGGGAAGCCACUGUUCGACGGGAUCGACGACAACGACGUGGUCCUCCGGAUAUUCAGCGUGCUCGGCGCGCCGGGGCCGAGGUCGUGGCCAGCCUUCAAGUGCCUCCCGCUCGCCGGCACGGUGACCGUGCCGCCCGUGCGCCACCGCAACCGGCUGCGGCAGUUGUUUCCCAAGAAGCGCCUGUCCGCGGAUGGAUUCGACGUCCUGAAGCGGCUCCUCUCCUGCAACGCCGACAGGAGGCCGUCGGCAACUGCCGCACUCCGAAGCCCGUGGUUCACCAAAGACAUUGAUUCUAAGGCUUCAGUUUCUUCUGCUGCCGUUGCAAAGGUUGAUGGUGAUGGAUGAUCUGAAACAAGAAAAUAGUGUGACGUAUUUCUGACGUGCAUGCUUUUCCCAUAUACUCCGGUAACAAACGUAACAUAAUGGAGAUCAGCAGUCUUAAGAAACAUUAUGAUUA
Molecule: messenger RNA, 1213 nt
Organism: Panicum virgatum (switchgrass)
Lineage: Eukaryota; Viridiplantae; Streptophyta; Magnoliopsida; Poales; Poaceae
Product: putative cyclin-dependent kinase F-2
Exons: 1
Coding region: 1-1101 (366 amino acids)
Biological process (GO): protein phosphorylation; regulation of mitotic cell cycle
Cellular component (GO): nucleus
Molecular function (GO): ATP binding; cyclin-dependent protein serine/threonine kinase activity
Source: RefSeq, a predicted model, not a curated record